AUGUCUUCUUACGCAUUAUCUGAGUCACACCGACACUUGCUCGAGGAGCAUGUCGCUGAGUUUGAUCCUGAAGUCGCAGGAAUCAUGAAGGAUGAGAUUGCUCGUCAAAGAGAGUCAAUUGUCUUAAUUGCUUCUGAGAACUUCACUUCUCGUGCUGUUUUCGAUGCACUUGGAUCUCCUAUGUGUAACAAGUACUCUGAGGGAUACCCAGGUGCUCGUUACUACGGUGGUAACCAACACAUUGAUCGUAUUGAGACCUUGUGUCAAAACCGUGCUUUGGAGGCUUUCCAUGUCACUGCUGAUAAGUGGGGUGUCAAUGUUCAAACCUUGAGUGGAUCUCCUGCCAACUUGCAAGUUUACCAAGCUAUUAUGAAGCCUCAUGAGAGACUCAUGGGUCUUGACUUGCCUCAUGGUGGUCACUUGUCUCAUGGAUAUCAGACUGAUGCUCGUAAGAUCUCUGCUGUUUCGACCUAUUUCGAGACCAUGCCUUACCGUGUUGAUCUUGAAACCGGUUUGAUUGAUUACGAUAUGUUGGAGAAGACUGCUGUUUUGUUCCGUCCUAAGGUUCUUGUUGCUGGUACUUCUGCUUACUGCAGACUCAUUGACUACAAGAGAAUGAGAGAGAUUGCUGACAAGGUCGGUGCUUACUUGGUGGUUGAUAUGGCCCACAUUUCUGGUCUGAUUGCUGCUCAAGUGAUCCCCAGUCCUUUUGAGUAUGCUGAUAUUGUCACCACUACUACCCACAAGUCGCUUCGUGGACCUCGUGGUGCUAUGAUCUUCUUCAGACGUGGUGUUCGUUCUGUCAACGCCAAGACUGGUAAGGAGGUUUUGUAUGAUCUCGAGGGUCCUAUUAACUUCUCUGUUUUCCCCGGACACCAAGGAGGUCCUCAUAACCACACCAUCACCGCCCUUGCUGUUGCACUUAAACAAGCUAACACUCCUGAGUUUGUUGCUUACCAAAAGCAAGUUCUUAAAAACGCCAAGGCUCUUGAAGAGGCUUUCAAGGCUUUGAACUACACUCUUGUUUCCAACGGUACUGACUCGCACAUGGUUCUUGUUUCUCUCCGUGACAAGGGUAUUGACGGUGCUCGUAUCGAGACUGUUUGUGAGCUUAUCAACAUUGCUCUUAACAAGAACUCUAUCCCCGGUGACAAGUCUGCUCUUGUUCCCGGUGGUGUUCGUAUUGGAGCUCCUGCCAUGUCCACUCGUGGUCUUGGCGAGGAGGAUUUCAAGCGCAUUGUGUCCUACAUCGAUGCUGCCGUCAAGUACUCCAUCGACGUCCAAUCCAACCUUCCCAAGGAGGCCAACAAACUCAAGGAUUUCAAGGCCACUGUCGCCAAGGACGAAGAUGGCCGUCUCGCCAAACUCAAGGCCGAAAUCACCGCCUGGGCCCAAGAGUUCCCUCUCCCCGUCUAA
Molecule: messenger RNA, 1416 nt
Organism: Sugiyamaella lignohabitans
Lineage: Eukaryota; Fungi; Ascomycota; Dipodascomycetes; Dipodascales; Trichomonascaceae
Gene: SHM2
Product: glycine hydroxymethyltransferase SHM2
Exons: 1
Coding region: 1-1416 (471 amino acids)
Biological process (GO): L-serine catabolic process; tetrahydrofolate interconversion; folic acid metabolic process
Cellular component (GO): cytoplasm
Molecular function (GO): glycine hydroxymethyltransferase activity; cobalt ion binding; zinc ion binding
Source: RefSeq, a predicted model, not a curated record